Paramecium sonneborni is the source of this 3527-nucleotide messenger RNA. Lineage: Eukaryota; Ciliophora; Oligohymenophorea; Peniculida; Parameciidae. The record is from the annotation of a GenBank genome assembly.
AUGGAUUUAUUUGGUGUUUUUGAAACAAAGGCAAAUUUAGAUAGUAAUAAAUCGGAGAAUCAUGUGGAUGAAGAAGUGUCAAUGAACGUAGAAGCAGAGAAAAAAGUAGAGACUUUUAAGGUAAUAAAAAAUCAAGAGAAUGAAGGAUGUAUUCAUGAAUGGUACACUCCUGAAGAUUACAAGGCUAUUUAAGAAAAGAAGCAGAAUGCAAAAUAAUACAAGUUUACUUUGGAUCCAUUUCAAAAAGUAGCUGUAAAAACUUUGGAGGCUAAUGAAUCAGUUUUAGUAGCGGCUCAUACAAGUGCAGGAAAAACAGCAGUAGCGGAGUAUGCUAUAGCUAUGGCUAAGAGGGAUAAACAAAGAGUUGUGUAUACAUCUCCAAUCAAGGCUUUAUCAAAUUAGAAAUAUAGAGAAUUGUAGUAAGAGUUUGGAGAUGUCGGAUUAGUUACAGGAGAUGUAACUUUGAAUGAAAAUGCUUUUUGUUUAGUAAUGACUACAGAAAUUUUAAGGAGUAUGUUAUAUAGAGGAUCAGAAAUUGUAAGAGAAGUAGCAUGGGUUAUUAUGGAUGAAGUACAUUAUAUGAGAGAUAGAGAAAGAGGAGUUGUUUGGGAAGAAACUAUAAUCUUGUUAAAUUAGAAUGUAAUAAUAAAUUUAUAUUAUUUAAAGGUUCGUUUCGUCUUUUUAUCUGCAACAAUCCCAAAUGCUAGUGAAUUUGCUGAGUGGGUUUGUAGAAUAAAACAUUAACCUUGUCAUGUAGUUUAUACUGAUUAUCGACCAACACCUUUAUAACAUUAUUUAUUUCCAAGCGGUGCUGAGGGAAUAUUUUUGGUAGUUGAUGAAACAGGAAAAUUUAAAGAAGAUAAAUUUUAAGAGGCUGUGGCUAAAUUGGAAGAGAAUGUAGAAAAUACAAGGAAGAGAAAAGCAAGUGAAGGAUCAGAUCUAUUUAAAUUAAUGAAGAUGAUAUAAGAGAGAGAAUUGGCACCAGCAAUAGUAUUUUCUUUUUCAAAAAGAGAAGUGGAAGGAUAUGCAAUAGGAAUGUAGAAAUUAGAUUUAACAAAUCCAAAGGAGAAAGAGAAUAUUGAAACAAUAUAUAAGAAUGCAAUGAAUUGUUUAUCAGAAGAAGAUAGAUAAUUACCAUAGAUAUAAUUGAUGCUUCCAAUUUUAAAGAAAGGAAUAGGAAUACAUCAUGGUGGAUUAUUACCAAUAGUGAAAGAAAUAAUAGAAAUUUUAUUUUAAGAAGGAUAUUUAAAAGCAUUAUUUUCAACAGAAACAUUUUCAAUGGGAUUAAAUAUGCCAUCAAGGACAGUAGUAUUUACUUCAGUUAGAAAAUUUGAUGGUGAAUAAUUUAGGUGGAUUUAAGGAGGAGAAUAUAUAUAAAUGAGUGGUAGAGCUGGUAGAAGAGGUAUUGAUGAUAAAGGAGUUUGUAUUUUAAUGUGUGAUGAGAAAAUGGAUUAAGAAGUAGCUAAAUCAAUGUUAAAGGGAAAAUCAGAUUGUUUAAAUUCUUCAUUUAGAUUAUCAUAUAAUAUGUUAAUUAAUUCAAUGAGAAUGGAAGAUACUGAUCCAGAAUUUAUUAUUAAAAAAUCUUUUCAUUAAUUUUAAAAUGAUAGAUAAUUACCUGAAAUGAAAGAAAAGUUAUAAGAUUAUAAAUAAAAAAGAGAUUAAAUAGAUAUAAAAAAUGAAGAAAAAUUAGCAAAUUAUCAUGACUUACUUCAAUAAUCAACACAUGUCUAUAAUAAGAUUAGAAAGAUCAUAUAUUAACCUCAAAUUGUAUUACCAUUUCUACAUAUUGGAAGAAUUAUCAAAGUCAAAGGAUCUGAUGGAGAUUGGGGAUGGGGAAUAGCAAUCAAUUUUAUGUAGAAGAAAUUUGGAAAUAAAAAAAAUAAAGAUUAAGAAUAAUCUAUAAUUUUAGAUGUAAUGUUGUAUGUUUAAAAAAGAAAGAAGGUAUAUAAAUAUUUAAUUAAUUAUAGAAUGAACCACUCUAAGCUUAAUUAUAAUAUGAAUAAGACGGAGAAUUAGAAAUUGUGCCUGUUUCUAUUGAAUAAUUAUAUGAAAUCAGCACUAUUAAAUUAAAUCUACCUAAAGAUCUUAGAACUAAUGAAAGCAAAUAAUAAAUCAGAUAGACUAUGAUUAAAUUAAUCAAAGAAUUUAAAGGAAAUCUUCCUCUUAUUCAUCCAAUCAAUGAUAUGAAAAUUAAUAAUGAUUCACUUGAUAAUUUGUUAGAAUAGAGAUAAUCAUUACUAGAAUAAAUUGAAGAAAAUAAAAAAGAACUAAAUAAUGAAAAUCUUGAUAAGGAAUUAUAAAUAUAUGAUGAAAAAAUUAAGCUUAGUCAAACUAUAAAAUUACUAAAUAAAUAAAUCGAAGAAAGUUCUCAGAUGGUAUUAAGUGGAGAUCUAAAACGAAUGAAAAGAAUCUUAAGAAGAUUAUAAUACAUAUCAAAAGAUGAGAUUGUUUAAAUGAAAGGUAAAGUAGCCUGUGAAAUUUCAGCAGGAGAUGAAAUUAUGGUAAUUAAUUUAUUUUUAAUUUUUAUUAGUUAACUGAAUUAUUAGUUAGUGGACUCUUUAAUGAUUUAUCUUCUGAAGAAAUUUGUGCUGUUUUAAGCGUCUUUGUCCAUGAUGAAAAUAAUAAUGAAAAGUUCCAGUUAAAAAAUGAUAAAAUGUAAUAACUCUAUACUAAAGUACUUGAACAUGCUAAAUAUCUUUAUUCAGUUUAUACAGAAUCUAAAAUGAACAUUGAUGAAGUAAUAUUUACUUAUAUCAUAUUUUUCUAGAAAGAAUAUUUAGCUACAUUCAAGAGUUAAAUGAUGGAAGUGACUUUAGCUUGGUGUUAGGGAUAAUCUUUUCUUUAGAUUUGUAAAAUGACUGAUCUAUUUGAAGGAUCAAUUAUUAGAUGUCUCAGAAGAUUAGAUGAAUUGAUAAAAUAAAUGGAAGAAGCUGCAAAAGUUAUUGGAAAUAAAGAAUUGCAGAAUAAAUUUAAAGAAAGUUCUAAGAAACUUAAAAAAGGUAUUGUUUUUGCCGCAUCUUUAUAUUUGUGAUUAUGUAUUUAUUGAAUUAUUAUUAAUCUAUGAGUGAUAAAAAUUGUUUUGAACCUGUUUGUGAAAAAGAAGACAUACUCAAUUUCAAAUCUAAAAAAAGAUCUAAGCUCUAAUUUGAAGAUGAAUAACCAACAUAGGAAUGUCCAUUAAAUAGAAGUACUUAUGGAAAUUAUACUUGGAAUAUGUUACAUACUACAGCAAUCUAUUAUCCAGAUGAACCUACAUUAGAAUAAUAAUAGAAAAUGAGUAAUUUUUUUGAUGCAAUUGCAGAAUUUUAUGCCUGUAAACAUUGUAAAGCUCAUUUCUAAAAGGAUAUUUCGUAAAGUAAUCAAAAAUAUAUUAAUCUUAAUUAGAUCCUCCCUAAGUUACAUCAAGGAAGGAUCUUUCUAUUUGGUUAUGUUAUAGACAUAAUGAUGUAAAUUAAUUACUUGGUAAACCUCAAUUUGAUUGUAGUUUUGAAAACCUUGAAAAAAGAUGGAGAACAGGAUGUAAAUGA